AGAGCGCGGGCGACGAAAUCCGACGGGGCACGUGUUGUGAUGUGAAAUUUGGUCAGAGAAGCUUGCAACAGUCAGUCAUUCGUCUUGAACAUUACCACUUAACGAGGAGAAUCGAGGUCCAAGAAUGGCAGCAGAUAUCAUCACGACGGCCUUGCCACAGCUGGAUCAGCCCAUCGUCGACUACCUAUCUGGCUAUGUGGAGUCGCCGGACGCCGAUGCAGCCGACGAAGUCCUUGGCCUGGUCCGGGCCAUGCUCGAAUCGGCGACGCUCAACGACGCCGCGGGCCGCAGUCGCAUCGAUGAGGCCGUGAGCAAGAUUGCCAAGCUGCUUCCCGACGCUCCCUCCACGAGUGCCGGUCUGCGCAGGGUCGAGCGUGUCGUCGACAUGGGCGCACUGGACCAUUCCAAAACGGCCAACUUCGAGCGCGCAGGCCAGAUCGACAUCACCCAUGGUGGUGUUGUCCACAAGUCGACGGUCGACGUGCGAAAGCUGGAGAAGCAAGAGGCGAAGACCAAGGCCAAGCUUCAGAAGCGCGCUCAACGCGACUUGUACGAGACGAGCAAGCUGGUGGAAAAUGCCAAGCGGCAGGAGAGCUACGAGGAAAUGUUCCUCAAGGUCAAUCCACUCGAGACUGCCGGCAACCGGAGCAAGAACAAAGACAUUCACCUGCCCAACAUCGACGUCUCCUUUGGCUCCAACCGGCUCCUGUCUGGGGCCAGCCUCACGCUGGCCCAUGGAAGGCGCUAUGGCUUGAUUGGGAGAAACGGAACAGGCAAGAGUACGCUGCUGCGCAACAUGGCCCUUCGAGAGGUGCCCAUCCCUACCAACGUCAGCCUCCUCUACGUCGAGCAGGAGAUCACAGGCGACGACACACCCGCGCUGACGGCCGUGCUCAAGGCCGACGUCUGGCGUGAGAAGCUGAUGGAGGAAGAGCGCAACAUCAACACUGAGCUGUCUGCCAUUGAAGAGGCCUCCAAGGAGGGUGGCGAGGAGCAGGAGGGCCUGGCCAAUGGUACGGUCGCCGACAUGAACACGAGGCAGCGCGAGAUCCGCAAAGAAGAGUUGACAGGCAGGCUGGGCGAAGUCCAAGCCAAGCUUGUCGACAUGGAGGCCGACACGGGACCAAGUCGAGCAGCGGCCCUGCUCAAUGGCCUGGGUAUUCUCGACAAGGACCAGCAACGGCCAACGAGCUCCUUCAGCGGUGGCUGGCGUAUGCGACUGGCUCUUGCGCGAGCGCUGUUCUGCAAGCCGGAUCUGCUCAUGCUCGACGAGCCGUCGAACAUGCUUGACCUCAACGCCAUCGCCUGGCUCGAAGACUACCUCGUCAACCAGUGGCAGGGCACGCUCCUUGUCGUCUCGCACGACCGAGCCUUUCUCGACAUGGUCGCCACAGACAUUGUUCACAUGCAUUCAGAGCGCCUCGACUACUACAAGGGCAACUUUACCCAGUUCUACGAGACCAAGGAGGAGCGUCGCAAGAACCAGCAGCGCGAGUACGAAGCGUCCGAGGCCAAGCGGGCACACCUGCAGGCCUUCAUCGACCGGUGGCGCUACAAUGCUAACCGCGCAGCCCAAGCCCAGUCCAAGAUCAAGGAGCUGGAAAAGAUGCCCGUCGUCGAGGCGCCCGAGACCGAGGAUGUGGUCCGGUUCCGGCUGCCGGAAACGGAGAAGCUGUCUCCGCCGCUGCUGCAGCUGGACGGCGUCAAGUUCGGCUACUCAAAGGACAAGACCCUGCUGCGCGACAUCAACUUCGACGUCGGCCAGGACAGCCGAAUUGCAAUCGUGGGACCCAACGGCGCAGGCAAAUCCACCCUGAUGAAGCUUUUGAUGGGCGACAUUCAGCCGCUGCAGGGCGAGCAGAAGCGAAACAACAAGCUGCGCGUCGGCUUCUUCAGCCAGCACCACAUUGACCAGCUCGAUCUGAGCGUGAGCCCCGUGGCGUUUUUGGCGGCCAAGUUCCCGGGCAAGUCGGCAGAAGAGUACCGAGCCCACCUGGGUGCGUUUGGCAUCAAGGGCACCACGGGCCUGCAGCAGAUUGCGACGCUCUCCGGUGGACAAAAGUCGCGCGUGGCCUUUGCGCAGCUGAGUCUCAUGCGUCCCCACGUCUUGCUUCUCGAUGAGCCGACGAACCAUUUGGACAUUGAGGGCCUCGAUGCGCUGAUGGAAGCCAUCCGGCAGUGGAACGGCGGCGUGAUUGCCAUCAGCCACGACCAAAAGUUUGUCAACACAGUCAUGGACGAGCUCUGGGUCGCCGCCGACGGCACGCUCAAGAAGUUCUAUGGCGAUGUGUCGGCGUACAAGAAGAUCAUUGUAGAAGCCGGCCAGACUCGCCAGUCUUCUCACUAGGCUGCUUAGAAAUAAAUCCACUCGAAAGGUUUUCUGACUCUGUGCCCCAGGUCAAAAGCCCUCUCCCUCAAGACUGGCCGACUCUACCUGCUUUGUCGUGUGUGCCAUUCCGUGUAACUGACCCUCUCUAUUUCGCCACCAUCGAGGUCACAGAGGUGUGAUAAAUACAUGGUCAAAAGGAGCCCGCACACUCUCCUCGCAUGGAUCCAGUGAUGCCGGGUGCUCUCUAGUUCAUGGCGCGGUAAGCGAUCCAGGCGCCGAGGAGGAGGAGGGGGAUGAACAUGAAGAUGGGGCUGAGAAG
Messenger RNA from Acaromyces ingoldii, 2648 nucleotides. RefSeq names its product putative positive effector protein GCN20. The record is from RefSeq and is a predicted model, not a curated record. Bases 125 to 2347 code for a protein of 740 amino acids. The transcript has a single exon. NCBI's taxonomy places the organism in Eukaryota, Fungi, Basidiomycota, Exobasidiomycetes, Exobasidiales, Cryptobasidiaceae. Gene Ontology annotation, molecular function: ATP binding; ATP hydrolysis activity.